UCGUCGUUUUAUAUCGACUACGUUGAACACCUUCCCUCAUUUUCAUCGCUUUUCUAUCGUGAAUAUUGUGCAAUAUCAUCGAAUCUCGGGAUAAACGACGGGUGAUUAAAAUUGUGCCAUUCGCACGGAAUUGCGAAGAAAACAUGACGCGAAAACACGUGCAACUUUUGGUUCUUGCUGCUUUUCUAUGUGUUGCGACGUGUAUCAGCAUUGACAGACAACUGAAGACAAAAAAACUAAAUAGAAAUGUUUUAAUACCACGAAUAGAUGAUAGCGAAAAUGAAAAACUGGAGAACAGAGAUUUCUCGUACAUCGUUAAGACUAAGAGAAAUAUACCAUGUAUCUUGGCAAAUAUGUCAAUAAUCAUUGCAGUACCGUAUAAAACUAACGACGGGAAUGAAAUUAUAAAAGAUUUACCCGUACCACUUAACGCAUCGACGGAUGGUAGUAAUUGUGCUGAUGUAAUAUCUCAACUGAAGUUAACUUGGAAAGAAAAAGGAGAUAAUAAGAUCGAAAAUAAUGUUAUUACGUUUACAUUUUUAAACGAUCAUACUAACUUCACGCUUUUCUCCGUCAACACCAGCAUUUAUUUGAAUGAAGAGAAAUUCCCUAAUGCUACAGCAGAUACAAACAAACGAGUGGAGUACACAUCGGAGAAGGAUCUUCGUUUAUUUGUAGCACCGGUGCAAAAUGGAUAUCAUAGGUGCAUUAAGAAUAUUAAUCAAACUGUUGGCAAACAUGAGUUAUUUAUAAGCAAUGUUACUUUAAUUGCAUUCAACAGUGUCGAGGAUAUUUCCUCGCGUAAAGAAGCAACAUGUCCUGACGAAAAAGAGGAAAUUAAAACGUUCCCCUAUAUUUUGAAAGAAAACGAAAAAGAUUGUAGUUUGGCAAGAAUGUCGAUUUCUUUGAAUAUAUCGUAUGCUACAAAGGAUUCAAAAGUUCAAUAUGGCACAAAAAUUGUUCCAAGUUAUGCUGAUGUAAGUGGACAGUGUAGUGACACUUCUAACUUGUUAUAUCUAACUUGGCCAGAAAAGAAUGAAAAUGCAUCAACAUUUGAUUCGAACACAAAAUGGAACCAAAUCAUAUUUAGAUUUAUAAAGAAAAAUAAAAUCGCCUCUGUUGAUGCCAUAAGUUUUGAUAUUAUCUUGGACGAAAAGAAUUUCCCUAAUAAUACUGGAGGAAGAAUCGCGGAUCAAACACCGCUUACAUUUGAUCCUAUCUUCUCCACAUCUGCUGAUAAUGGGCUGUAUAGUUGCGCAAAUGUAACUACAGUUAAUUUUGGCAAUGCCAUUAUGAGCAUUAGCGAUGUGCUUUUAGUCCCGUUCAAUGUCGAACAGGAUUUCUCUCUAAAAACAGUGGUAGAUUGUAAAUCACAGUUCAGCCUUUAUAAAGAAAACUUCAGUUACUAUGUAUUAACCGAGGACACAGAUGUGGCAUGCAUUUUGGCGAACAUGACGAUUGUCAUGGAAAUACCAUACACCAAAACAGAUUCGACUGUCGUCAACGGAACUAUUGUUCCACAUAACGUUACAGCAACCGGUACUUGCAAAACUUCGCUAUCAGAAUUAAAUUUAGCGUGGCCAGUGCCUAACAAUCAGGGGAAGAUGAACACGAUUACAUUUUACGUUACACAAAAAGAAAAUCAUUUCUUUGUGAUUAUGGCAGAUACCGACAUUUAUUUGGAUGAAGCGAACUUUCCAGGUGCUCGUGACCAGAAUAAAAAAAUAAGCAAGGCAUCAGAAUUAAAUAUCGAUUUGUUCAACGCUCCUGCGAAUGGACUUUACAAUUGCACGAACGUUCACAGGAUAAAAAUGGCCGACAGCGAGAUGAAUAUAACUAACGUUGUAUUUGUUGCAUUUAACACUGAGGAAGAUGUUAGUAAGAAGACAGUCCAAGAUUGUAACAGAACAGACAACUCAUCUACAACAGUCCCAACAGUCCCAACAGUCCCAACAGAUCCAACAAAUCCAACAGACCCAACAAAACCAGCAACAGUUACAGAUCAACCUACAACUAAACCCAGUACGAAUCCACCUCCUAAACCCGAACCUGACCCAUCUGUGAAAGCAUUCGACUAUCACGUUAUAAACCAGGAAUCGAAUGUAGCUUGCACUUUGGCAAACAUGACGAUCUCGUUGAAAGUACCUUACGAGAUGAAAACUUCUGGAACCAAAACAACAAAUUUGGAUGUGCCACAUGAUGUUAAAAUAAACGGUAAAUGUGACGAUGCAUCACCCACGAUAGAAUUCAUCUGGAAAUCGACGGAGGACACUUCUGAUACAGUUGCCACUGAAAAUGUGGUUACUCUCACUUUCAAAAAGGAUGACUCUAAAUUUUUUGUUCGUGCAAUAAACGUUAGCUUGUACAUGGACGAAAAGAAUUUCCCUGAUGCAAAACAAGCGAAACAAAGACACGAGGCACUAGCGAAGGAAGUUACUUUAUUUUCCACACCCCUGAAGCAACUUUUCAAAUGCACUCCUCAAUCCCAGGUAAAAGCUGUAGACGUCGAGGUAACCAUCAGUAAAGUGGCAUUGAUCGCAUUUAAUACCGAGAGUAAGGUCUUAUGGAAAUCAGUGAACAAUUGCGUUACCGACGAAGCGGGAAGUGAUGUAGGUGCAAUAGUUGGUGGUAUUAUAGGAUCUCUUAUUUUGAUCGGUUUGAUAGCAUUCGGAAUCAUAAUGUACAGGAAAAGAAGAAGAAUGAUGUAAACAAUUUUCAACUGGUAUAUUACUAUUGUGAAUAGAUUGAUAUCAGGUUUAGAUAAAAUACAGCGUUUUCUAAAUUGUUACCAGAUGCAUAUAAAAAUAUGAUUUUCUAUAAAGAUAAAUUUGUCUAUCUUCAAUAAUAGAAUCUAUUGUUUCA
Molecule: messenger RNA, 2862 nt
Organism: Osmia bicornis bicornis
Lineage: Eukaryota; Metazoa; Arthropoda; Insecta; Hymenoptera; Megachilidae
Exons: 14
Coding region: 144-2708 (854 amino acids)
Cellular component (GO): membrane
Source: RefSeq, a predicted model, not a curated record